Messenger RNA from Lacerta agilis (Sand lizard), 1390 nucleotides. RefSeq names its product SRY-box transcription factor 15 (gene SOX15). Gene Ontology annotation, molecular function: DNA-binding transcription factor activity, RNA polymerase II-specific; RNA polymerase II cis-regulatory region sequence-specific DNA binding. NCBI's taxonomy places the organism in Eukaryota, Metazoa, Chordata, Lepidosauria, Squamata, Lacertidae. Gene Ontology annotation, biological process: anatomical structure morphogenesis; cell differentiation; regulation of DNA-templated transcription. The record is from RefSeq and is a predicted model, not a curated record. The coding region runs from base 7 to 810 and encodes 267 amino acids. The transcript has 2 exons.
GAGGAGAUGAUGUUCUCCGUUUUCCCCGCGGAAGCUCCGCAGCAGCAAGAUCCCGGAGGGGCCCCGUUGCCCGCCGCCGCCCCUCGGGCGCAGGCGCAUCCUCCUGCCCCCGAGGACCCCCUGGAGAAAGUGAAGCGCCCCAUGAACGCCUUCAUGGUGUGGUCGAGCGCGCAGCGGCGCAAGAUGGCCCAGGAGCACCCCAAGAUGCACAACUCUGAGAUCUCCAAGCGCCUGGGCGCCGCCUGGAAGCUGCUGGCCGACGCCGAGAAGCGGCCCUUCGUGGACGAAGCCAAGCGCCUCCGGGCUCGGCACAUGAAGGACUACCCCGACUACAAGUACCGGCCCCGGCGCAAGGGCGGAUCCGGCAACGGGCGCGCCCGGGACAAGGGCGCAGCAGGAGUCCCGCCGGGAAGCUUUCCGUGCGCCCCGACGGCCGAGCAGCGCGCCUGGAGCGCCUACGCCGCCGCCCCAGGAGGGACCCCCGACGGCAGGGGCGCCUGCUACCCCUACGAGCUCGCCCAAGGAGGACCCGGAGGAGGAGGAGGAGGAGGAGGAGGCUACGGGGCCGGAUCCGCGGCGCCCUACAGCACCCUGACGUACGGCGCCCAGCCCUCCCCGGGGGUGGGCCCGAUGAUCAAGCAAGAAAGCGGCCUGCAGCAGCAGUUCCCCCACUCCUUCGGCGACUUCCACGACGUGAUGACGGCUUACUCCUUCCAGGCGUGCGAGGCUGCGGACGGAGCGCCCCAGUACUGCAUCUCCCAGCACCCCUACUUGGGGUUCAGCAACACACCUCCGCUGACCCACCUUUAACCGGCUUGGAGGGCGGGGAAAGGACUGAUUUGUUUUUUGGGGGUGUGUGUGUGUUGGUUUGGGGGCUGUUUAACCUUCCCAGCUUCGUGCAAAAGGGGAAUGAGCUUAAUUUCAUUUGCGCACAAGACUUGCGUAUGUUGAAGUGGGAAGAUUUGUACAGGACUUUGUUUUUUUUUACGUUAAGAAAUGAAGGAAACGGGAACCUCUUAAGGGUGGGUGGGUCCCAAUUCCUGCUAGCAGGGAUUCCUCUUUCGGGUGGGGUGGGGGGUGAAACUUGGGGGGAGGACCCCCUCCAGGGCCGGCUGCCUGGCUUGUGUUUUUUUUACCGGAGAGAAAAAACUCCCAGCUAGAUUUGUGGAAGGGGGUCCCCCGGAAAACGUCAUGGGGAGGGGGGUUAUAUUUUGCUAACUACUUUUUUAAAAACAAGUUUUUAUAUUAAAAAAAGGAAUAAAAGUGGUUUGUGAAAGACCCAGGUUUUUAUAUUAAAAAAAGGAAUAAAAGCUGUUUGUGAAAGACCCAGGUUUUUAUAUUUAAAAAAGGAAUAAAAGCUGUUUGUGAAAGACCCAGGUUUUUAUAUUAA